AUGCCGCUUUCCGCACUCUCGGCGCUUCGCCGGCUCUGGCAACCACCGCGGACCGGAUCACCACUCUUGACCCUGGGAACCACCUUCUCUACCGUUGCCUUCAUUCUCCCAACACCGAAACACGACGAAGCACAAAGCCAGCAACGCGACAAGAUGGAAGUCGAAUCAUCACUCCCCUCGGUUCCCUCCGACCGCGAAGCCGUAUACACAGCAUUGACGCAGUUCGACGAGUCGGAUCCAGAGUUUCAAGGAGGCAUACAGACCAUCAUCGGACCCAUGCAAUCGUCCGGUGUAGCACCAGAGCAGAUCGAGGAAACAAAAAAGCGAGCUAAGGUGUUCUUCUGGUCUCAGAAGACUGGCAAUCAGGUCGACUAUGCCGAUUAUAGCGAGUGGCUAAAGUCGAACCCUGCGAAUUCGGCCGCCGAAAAGGCGGGCGAUUCCGAUGCAGUGAUGGCAUCGACAUCGGCACCGGACAAGGCUGAAGGCGGAAAGGAACAGGACAAGGAGCCGUAUCCAGCGUCUUUCGAUGCGAUCGUUGAGCUCAUCACGACGGGCAAGACGGAUCAGAUCCCGGGCAUCCGCGACAUUCCACUCAAGAUCAACGAAGAACCUCCGACACAAGCUACUAUGAGUAGACCAUUGAAGCCGUGGGAGAAGGCCGGUACCUCCGCGAGCGAUGCACCAUCACAGGUCAUGCCACAAACAGCAGCCGCAGCGACAGAGACGCCCGUAUCACACAUGGAAACCGGUCAUCAAUCCUAG
Molecule: messenger RNA, 762 nt
Organism: Pseudozyma hubeiensis SY62
Lineage: Eukaryota; Fungi; Basidiomycota; Ustilaginomycetes; Ustilaginales; Ustilaginaceae
Exons: 1
Coding region: 1-762 (253 amino acids)
Source: RefSeq, a predicted model, not a curated record